Molecule: messenger RNA, 2867 nt
Organism: Chanos chanos (milkfish)
Lineage: Eukaryota; Metazoa; Chordata; Actinopteri; Gonorynchiformes; Chanidae
Product: sorting nexin-14
Exons: 28
Coding region: 16-2685 (889 amino acids)
Biological process (GO): autophagosome maturation
Cellular component (GO): late endosome
Molecular function (GO): phosphatidylinositol-3,5-bisphosphate binding
Source: RefSeq, a predicted model, not a curated record
UAUCUCCAUAUUAUUAUGGUUUUUUGGUCAUUCCUUGCCGGAGUGGUCACGUUUUACUGCUCGCUUGGACCAGAGACGCUUCUUCCCAGUAUACUUAUAUCAAUAAAACCAAAGAGCAAGCAGCAGGAACAGCAAGAAUUGUUCCCUUUAGGUCACAGCUGUGCAGUUUGCGGAAAAAUCAAGUGCAAGAGACAUAGACCAACACUUCUUCUUGAGAACUAUCAACCAUGGCUUGAUUUAAAAGUGUCCUCAAAAGUGGAUGCCUCUCUUUCAGAGAUUCUUGAACUGGUCCUAGAAAACUUUGUUUACCCAUGGUAUAGGGAUAUUACAGAUGACGAGGCCUUUGUGGAUGAGCUUCGAGUGACGCUGCGUUUCUUUGCAGCUGUGUUAGUCCGUCGAGCUCAGAAGGUUAAUGUGCCAUCACUGAUCACAGCAAAGCUGCUGAAAGUUGCCAUGAAACACAUUGAAAUUAUAACCAAAGCCAGGCAGAAAGUGAAGAAUGCUGAGUAUCUCCAGCCGGCAGCUCUGGAAGAGUAUGGUCCUGACCUCCACAUCGCUGUACGCAGUAGGAGAGAUGAGUUACUCUAUCUACGCAAGCUCACUGAGAUGCUUUUCCCCUAUAUCUUGCCCCCAAAAGCCACAGACUGCAGAUCUCUCACUUUGCUGAUAAGAGAAGUCUUGGCAGGCUCAGUUUUUCUCCCGUCGAUGGACUAUUUGGCUGAUCCUGAUACAGUGAACCAUUUACUGCUUAUUUUCAUUGACAACUCUCCGCCUGAAUCUGCCACUGAGCCUACGUCAGCUCUGGUCCCAUUCCUGCAGAAGUAUGCAGAGCUGCGCAAUAAGAAGCCUUCAGUGCUGAAGCUGGAACUUAUGGAGAUUCGGGAGCAGCAGGAUCUGCUCUUCCGCUUCAUGAACUUUCUUAAGCAGGAAGGGGCUGUGCAUGUGCUACAGUUCUGCCUCACUGUGGAGGAGUUCAACGAUAAGAUCUUGCGCCCGGAACUGUCAGAUUCUGAGAAGCUAAUUCUACAUGAAGAAGUGAAAAAGAUCUAUGAAACCUACUGCUUGGAUGAGAGCGUUGACAAGAUACGCUUUGAUCCUUUCAUUGUGGAGGAAAUCAAAAACAUUGCUGAAGGCCCUUUUACUGACGUAGUAAAACUUCAGACCAUGCGUUGCCUCUUUGAAGCCUAUGAACACGUCCUGUCACUGCUGGAAAACGUCUUCACCCCUAUGUUCUGCCACAGCGAUGAGUACUUCAGACAGUUGUUAAGAGGGGCUGAAUCCCCAACGAGGAAUUCAAGACUCAGCAGAACUAGCGUGAGUUUGGAUGACAUCCGGAGUACGUCUAAACGUGGGGAGUCUUUUGGGAUUGGACGCAUUGGGAGUAAAAUUAAAGGUGUUUUCAAGAGCACUACGAUGGAAGGAGCCAUGCUGCCCUCCUACGGAGUGACUGAGGGAGAGGACGAUAUGGUAGAGGAAGCUAUGAUGGUCAUGGAAGAUGAUUUACCUAUGGAAGCUGUUAGCACCCCCAGCACACCACGAAACCUAUCUGCGUGGGGUAUCACCAUUCCAUAUGUGGACUUCUAUGAUGACGAGGUGAAAAAGGAGAGGAUCCCAGUGUACUGCAUUGAUGUGGAGAGGAACGACCGUAGAGCAGUGGGUCACGAAACAGAACACUGGUCUGUGUACAGAAGAUACCUUGAAUUUUACGUCCUCGAGUCUAAACUCACAGAAUUUCAUGGCUCAUUUCCAGAUGCCCAACUACCAUCUAAAAGAAUUAUUGGACCAAAGAACUAUGAAUUUCUUACAUCAAAACGGGAGGAAUUCCAGGAAUAUCUGCAGAAACUGUUACAGCAUCCUGAGCUCAGUAACAGUCAACUGCUAGCAGACUUCUUGUCUCCGCAUAGCAUGGAGUCGCAAUUCCUUGAUAAGAUGUUACCAGAUGUCAAUCUAGGGAAGAUUUUCAAAGCUGUACCUGGGAAACUGAUCAAGGAAAAAGGUCAACACCUGGAGCCCUUCAUCCAGUCUUUUUUUAAUUCCUGUGAGUCUCCCAAACCCAAACCCAGUCGACCAGAGCUCACCAUUCUCAGCCCCACAUCUGAAAACAACAAAAAGCUUUUCAAUGAUCUGUAUAAAAACAAUGCCAACCGCUCAGAGAGCACAGAGAAGAGGCACAAUCAGAACUACUUCAUGGAGAUGAUCACUGUAGAAGGGGUUUAUGACUACUUAAUGUAUGUGGGCCGAGUGGUGUUCCAUAUCCCCGACUGGCUACACCAUCUGUUGAUGGGUGGGCGAAUUCUGUUCAAGAACACAGUGGAGGCGUACACAGACUACUACCUGCAGUGCAAACUGGACCAGGUUCUCCAAGAGCAUCGUGUGGUCUCUCUGAUCACCCUCCUUAGAGACGCUGUGUUCUGUGAAAGCAGUGAGCCUCGAUCUUUAGAAAACAAACAAAAAAGAGCAAAGAAAACAUUUGAAGAGAUGAUGAAUUACAUUCCAGAUUUCCUUGGAAAAUGUAUUGGAGAGGAUGCUAAGUAUGAAGGAAUUCGCCUUCUCUUCGAUGGCCUUCAGCAGCCUGUGCUCAACAAGCAGUUAACCUACAUCUUACUUGAUAUUGUAAUUCAAGAGCUUUUUCCAGAACUGAACAAGGUACAGAAGGAAACCUCCCUCAUGGCUCCAUGGAUGUAGAGAAGCUUUCACCUCCCCAGCGUCUACAGCAUGAAAAAGUUUACUGUGUAAAAUACUCCUCUGGCUGCACUGAAUUUACGCUACAAGCACCUUGUGUAAUUUAUGACUGUGUUUUAACUGACUUAAUUAACAAAUGUAAAGCUUGCUCAGAUUCAGAGAAACUGGAAUACUGUAAAAUCUGU